Messenger RNA from Mercenaria mercenaria, 5037 nucleotides. RefSeq lists its product as uncharacterized. The coding region runs from base 79 to 1827 and encodes 582 amino acids. Lineage: Eukaryota; Metazoa; Mollusca; Bivalvia; Venerida; Veneridae. The record is from RefSeq and is a predicted model, not a curated record. Gene Ontology annotation, molecular function: ubiquitin-protein transferase activity. Gene Ontology annotation, biological process: positive regulation of DNA-templated transcription. Gene Ontology annotation, cellular component: nucleoplasm; chromatin. The transcript has 3 exons.
GACCUUCACAACGCCAUUUGUAAUCUUUAAAAGCUCACGCCCAGAGAAGCCUUGUUGUCAAGGUUAAACAGAUGAAAAAUGGCAAGUGGAGGAGCUGUAGAUCAAAAUGUUGAUGAAUCUUCAGACAGUAUACACGACUUCCCAUGUAAACCUUGCUCUGAUGAUGGUAAAAAUAUUGAAGGAGUAAACUUCUGUGCAGAAUGUCAGACCUAUUUCUGUCAGGCAUGUAUUGUUCACCACAACAAAUGUUUCAAAACACACACCCUCUACAACAAAUCGGGCAUAAAGUCAGGCAAGAUCCAGUACCAACAACAACCAGCAGGACUGGCAUGUGAUAAACACCCAGGAUAUCCCAUCCAGAUGUACUGCGGAGAACACGAUGAUGUCUGCUGUGCUGUGUGUAUAGCUGUUGACCACAGAUUGUGUAAUAGCGCAGACUUCAUACCAAAAUUGGCGAAGGAAAUUUUAAAUGGACGAGACAGAAAAGAUGUAAAGAUAUCUCUCGAAGAAAUGAAAGAAAAACUCCACGCUGUAAAGUCUUCUAAACUAGAACAGAUAAAUGAAGUCAGGAAAGAAAAAGAAGACCUCCUCAUUGAAAUUGGGAAAAUGAAGGAGCGCAUCAUUGCCAGAAUAGAAGAGAUAGAACAAACUUCAGUCAAGCAGGUACAAGACAAACACAAAGGAAUUGUUGACAAAAUAAAAACUGACAUAGACGCUAUAGAUGCUAAGCUUAGAGCUGUUGAUGACAAUAUUAGAAAGAUUAAUGAGUUCAAGGGAAACAAUGAGGCUAAGCUGUUUAUUGUUCUCAGCAAAGCACAUGAGGUAGAAUCUGGCUGUGGUAAAUAUUUAGAAAACUACGGAGAGGUUGAGUAUGGCAAGAUUGCAUUUGAGUUCAGUCAAGGUAUUGAAUCGGCUAUCAGAAGUGUAGAAUCAUUUGGUAUUACAGAGGGUUGUGAUUUUGCUCAGUCUUACAUUGAUUCUGUUGUUUCUGCAGCAUCACUGGUUGGUGAGUUUGGUGUCACAGAUUGUGCUUCGUGUUCGAUUAUCGAUUGUUGCUUACUAGAAAAUGGUCAAACCAUCCUUGCUGACGUGAAUAAUAAUUGCCUCAGACGAUUUGACAAGGAAUAUAACGUGUGCGACUGGCGUGCUAUAUCCAAUCUGAAAAGCUUGUGCAGAGUUGGUCCAAAUGAACUAGCCAUUAUAGAUGGUGACGCUGUUCGUUUUAUUCAUGUUGGUAGGUCAAUGAUGCUUACAAAUUCAUUUACAAUUUCCAGUGAAUCAAAUGAGAUGAAGAGUUUAUAUCCUACAGGGUCUUGCUCUAAAAGUUUCUCACUGUCUCGUAUUGCAUUCAGUGAUGAGAAACUUUACAUUGUAGCCUUUGUUAGGUACUGUCUGAGUAAAUGGAUAUAUGGAGUUGUAGUACUUGUAUAUAACAUAGAUGGCUCUCUUAUUCGAAUUAUCUCAACUGAUCUCAAGCAAGAUAUAAAUGCUUUUUCAAUGAGUUUAGAUAGUUCUCAGAUGUUCUUUGCCACUCCUAAAAGGGGUAUAAUAACUCUAGAUAGUAAUGGUAAAAUAUUAUCAGAGUUCUCUGAAAAGAGGUUAAACAAUGUUUCUUGUGUAACUGAAGGAGACAGAGGGCAACUGUUUGUGUGUGAUAACGGCUCUGAGACUAUAUUUCUGUUAGAUCUUGACAGUAAAACGUUUGAAGAACUGCUGGGUACAAUAGAUGGGAUAAGUUCUCCUUUAUCAGUCACUUACAUCCAAAAGCAAAAGAGGCUUAUAGUUACCGGUAAUACUAAAGUAAUGAAAGUGUUUCAGUUGACCUAAACAAAAUCUAAAUUGUCGGGUAUGAAACGUCAGGCAAUAAAAGAGAGCACAAUAUUUGAUCAACACACUGAUCAAACUUGAUCUAGGUCUUCUGUAUAUGAUUUUUUGUGCCUGUGUUGUUUAAAUUGCUGAAUAACAUUCGUUGUAUAUAUUAGUGAUUUAGCUUAUGUCAUUUAGUUAGUUUCAUACUUGUGUUUUUAGCUCACCUGAGUACUACGUGCUCGGGGUGAGCUAUUGUGAUCUCUCACCAUCCGGCAGCCAUCCGUCUGUCCAAACUUUUCUUAGGUAACAUCUCCUGUGAAACUGCUGGUCAGAAUUGCCUCAUACUUUGUCAGUAGCAUCCUGGUAUGGUCCUCUAUCAAGUUUAUUUUAGCUCACCUGUCACGUAGUGACAGGGUGAGCUUUUGUGAUCGUCCGUCGUCCGUCCACAAUUUGUCUGCACGAUAGUGGUUUCAUUUAUGAUUUUUUUAACCAAACUUGCAUACAACAUGUAUCACCGUAAGAUCUUGGUACCUUUCUUGAAUUGGCCAGAUUCCAUUGUAGGUUCCAGAGUUAUGGCCCCUGAAAGGGCCAAAAUUAGCUAUUUUGACCUUGUCUACACAAUAGCAGCUUUAUUUAUGAUUUGAUUUUUACCAAACUUGCACACAACUUGUAUCACCAUAAGAUCUUGGUUCCUUUCUUGAACCGGCCAGAUCCCAUUAUGGGUUCCAGAGUUAUGGUCCCUGAAAGGGCCACAAUUAGCUAUUUUGACCUUGUCUGCACAAUAGCAGCUUCAUUUAUGAUUUGAAUUUAAUCAAACUUGCACAAAACUUGUGCCACCAUAAGAUCUUGGUUCCUUUCUUGAACCGGCCAGAUCCCAUAAUGGGUUUCAGAGUUAAGGGCCCUGAGAGGGCCAAAAUCAGCUCUUUUGACCUUGUCUGCGCAAAAGCAGCUUCAUUUAUGAUUUGAUUUUAACCAAACUUGCACACAACUUGUAUCACCACAAGAUCUUGAUUUGGCCUGAUUCCUUUAUGGGUUCCAGAGGUAUGGCCCCUGAUAGGGCCAAAAUUAGUUAUUUUGACCUUGUCUGCACAAUAGCAGCUUCAUUUAUGAUUUGAAUUUAAUCAAACUUGCACAAAAACUUGUGUCACCAUAAGAUCUUGGUUCCUUUCUUGAACUGGCCAGAUCCCAUGAUGGGUUCCAGAGUUAUGGCCCCUGAAAAGGCCAAAAUUAGCUAUUUUGACUUUGCACAAUAGCAGCUUCAUUUAUGAUUUGGUUUUAACCAAACUUGCACACAACUUGUUUCACCAUAAGAUCUUGAUUCCUUUUUAUACGCCCUAAGAGACAUAUUAUGUUAUCACCUUGGUGUCCGUCCGUCUGUCUGUCUAUCUGUUGGUUAGCAAUUUCCCUUCCACUCUGUAACUCUUGAACCCCUUGAAGGAUUUCAAAGAAACCUGACACAAAUGUUCACCUCAUCGAAAGGAUGUGCAGAGUGCAUGUUUCGGAUGGCUCACUUCAAGGUCAAGGUCACACUUAGGGGUCAAAGUUCAUAUGACUUUGUUUUUUUGUGUAUAUUGCUCUGCAUUUGCGUUGCAUUACAGUGCUCUUGUUUUUAUUUGGCAGAUCUUUCUUUUGUUCACUUACAAUAAUUUAUUUUAAUUACUUACCUUUUAUAUUACUAUAAAUAGCUUACUUAGUAACUUUUUUGUUAUUGGCCGUAGGGAAAAACCGAGACCACUUUCCUGUGGUACAACAUGGAUGGUACCUCCAAUUUAUAGGUGUAUUUUGACAUAUCUGUACCUUUAAGAAAAUUUCAACUAUAUUUUCUCAUGAUUCUUUUGAUUAAACUUGAUUAUGAUUUUUUCGGCGAACGCCGUCUAAAUUCGUUUUCGUUACCUAUGCCACGUGACUUCAGUUUGCAAAUCAAACUACUUGAUAACGCAUUAUAGAUAAUUUAUCAAAAUGGAAGAUUUAUGCAACACUCUGCCUGAUUGGACGAGAGUGUCAAUUUCUUUCACUCUGUUGAUUGUGCUACGCUGAGUGAAAUGUAGACAAAGCGUUUAUCCUAAACGACGCUGUUCACAGUUUUAAAGCUAACUUUGGCUCAGUAUUUUCAGCAAGAAUAUUGAUAUAUCUCAAAAUGAUAAGUAAGUUUAAUAAAUAUGAUAAAAACCUGUUCAAAUACCAACAUAUAUCAAAUUAAAGAAAGAGCUGAAUACGGUCUGCGUAUCACAUGAAUAAGGGUGUGAUAAGAGUCUUUUAUGUAGAGAAGUGCUUUUUAAAAGAUUUUCCUUGUUACAAUUGUCGUCUGUAUAUGAAAAGGUUUCUUGCUUUUGUGACUUAUUCAGAUUGCAUAUUAAAAUGAGUACUUGUUUGCUUUGAUAUAUUUGUUAUAAAUUAUUUAACUGAUUUAUUAUAUAUGAAUAUUUUUCUUUAGUAUGGUAUGCAAAUAUUGAACUCAGUUGAAAUCUGUUUUAUUAUAUAUAUGCUAUAUAAUGACUGAAUCUCAUUACACUGAAAUGAAGGUACGCUGCAUACAGUUUAUCUAUGUGAUAUGACUUCGGUCAAGCUUUGCUUAUGAAACAGAAAUAUUGAAAUAAUUACAAUUGUAUGUUUUGCUUGACCUUCACUUUUUUAUAGGUGUGACGUCAUUGUCCAAAGAUUCAUGAAUAGCGAAUAUGCAUUUGUUAAAGCGGGAUCAGUUGGCCUAUUUUAGAAAUAAAUAAAAAUAAUAAACAAAAAAAUCCUUUAAUUGAUUUUUUUCUCAUGUAUUCUAAUCAAACUUGAUUUGUAGCAUCUUUAUUAGGCCCGCAGCCAACUUUGUUCAGCUGGGACAUUUGACCCCUUUUAGGGGCUGCUAGAGCUAAAACUAGAAAUGCCUUUAUACAACGUCUCAUGAACAGCUUGGUGGAUCUUUGUCAUACUUGGUCUGGAGCAUCAUUAUAAUGUCCUCUUCCAAAUUUAUUUAUAUAGGAACUUGGGCCCUAUUAGGGACCACUAUAGCUAAAAGUAGAUAUGCCUUUCUUCGCAUUAACCACUAAAAUGUAAUGGAUUUUUAUCAAACUGGAUGUGUAACAAUAUCGUAAGGUCUCCUGCUAUUUUGUUACAAAUGGGGAUAGGGACCAAUUUAGCUAAAAAUAUAAACACGUUUAAUGACCUCUUCUCAUGAACCGCUUCAUGAAUCUUCAUCAAACUACUGCUGUAAUUAUUCGUCUAAGGUUAAACGAAACA